Molecule: messenger RNA, 2905 nt
Organism: Miniopterus natalensis
Lineage: Eukaryota; Metazoa; Chordata; Mammalia; Chiroptera; Miniopteridae
Source: RefSeq, a predicted model, not a curated record
AUGCCCUGACUGGGGAUUGAACCUGCAACCUUGGUGUAUCAGGACGAUGCUCUAACCAACUGAGCUACCUGGCCAGGUUCUUUCGUGGUUUCAGUGAUAAAUUGUGUCUCAUCACAUGUCAGAGAAGCAUAGAAAGACAACUCUAGAGACAGUGAAUGUGGAAAAAAAUUUUAGCAAAAUGUGUACACACUCAUAGCAAUAAAAUGUGUACAUUUUAACACCAAACUAACUCAUGUAUCACAAUUUUAUACAUUGAGAAUCUGGAAAGACUUCUCUGAUAAAUGAAAUCUUGGGCGCAGGAAUUGUGUUAUGUAGUGAAAAAUCUAUGAAUGUAAUGAAAGUAGAAGUACAACUGUAUUAGUUUCUUGUGGCAGCUGUAGCAUUGCCACAAAUUCUGUGGCUUAAAACAAUACAGAUUUAUUAUCUUACAGUUCUGGAGGUCUGCAGUCAAAAUGCAACUCACUAGACUAAAGGUAAGGUGCUAGCAGGGCUGCAUUUCUUUUUGGAGGCUCUAGGGAAGAGUCUGUCUUUUUGCUCUUCCAGCUCCUAGAAGCUGCCCCAAUUCUGUGGUCUGCAACCGCCUUCCAUCCUCAAAGCCAGCCAGGACUGUUCAGUUCUUUGAUGACUCUAAUACUGAUUCUUCUGCCUCCUUCUUCCAUAUUGAAGGAUCCUUAUGAUCAUAUUGGGCCCACCCAGAUAAUCCAGGAUAAUGUCCCUAUCUUAAGAUCAGUUAAUUAGCAACCGUAGCUCAUCUGCUACUUUGAUUCCUUUGCCUUAGAACUUAACAUUCACCAGUUCUGGCAAUUAGGAUGUAGACCCUCUGGCACCCAGUGAUUCAUGUCUAUCCCACAUGCAAAAUGCAUCCACCCUAUCUUAACAUCUCCAAGUGUCUUAAUCUACCACAGCACCAAGUCAAAAUCCAGGACCUCAUCUAAAUCUUACCAGCUUAGAUAGAAAUGCCUAACAUUUGGAGAAUCACAGUGGAACAUCAGGAGUGUAUUGGUUCAGUGGGUGGUUCUAGUUGGAUCUAUACUAAAGACUGCUAGAAACCCUGUCAACAAAGCAUAAAUGCAAGCCACUAAAGGACUUGUUUCCAAAUGUUUUACCUGCUUCCCAGAACAAAGCCAAUAGUUGUUUCUUUCUAAAUAGUUUACACUUAGAAAUUUCAAAGUUAUACACAAAUUUCUUGCCCAUUCUUUUUGCAGAUUGUCCUAAGUGAAAAUAUUUUACCACCUAUCUUUUAUCAUAUUAUUUCUGUCAUCACACACACACUCAAAUGUACAUAUUGUUUUUCAGAACUCUUUACCCCUAAAUACUUAAGUGUGUAUUUCCUAGAAACAAGGUCAUUUUUUUACAUAACUAAAAUAGUUAUCAAAAUCAGAAUAUUAACACUGAUAUAGAACUAUAACCCAAUCUACAGAGCUUAUUCAAAUGUUACUAAUUAUCUCACUAAUAUUUUUUAUAUUAAAAGUUAUUUUUCUGAACCUCUUCUUGAUAUCUAGUGGAUUCUGUUGAGGGCACACUGGCUUUCAUCCAGAAGUCAGAGCUCACUGAUUAUGACUCAACUCCAUUAGAGAAGAAACUAUGUGGGUGCAAUGAAUGUGCAGUGAAUACUUAUAAGCCACUAUGACCAUGCCUCAGAGAACUCAUCCAGGAAAGAAAUCCCAUGAAUGCCAUGAUUGUAGGAGAGCCCUUCCCAGUAAGUUGAAGCUAGUUACUCAACAGGAACCUUACACAAGGGAGAGAUCAGGUGUAUGCAAUCAAUGUCAAAAAGCUUGCAUUACAAAGUGCUCAUCUAUCAUCAGAAAACCCAUCAUAGAGAAGGCAAAUCCUAUGCAUGCAAUAAAUGUGGGAAAGCUUUUCCUUGGAAGUCAAAACUCACUUUACAUCAGAGAACUCAUUCAGGAGAGGGACCUUUCAGAGGCAGAGUCUGUGAUAAAGCCUUCAUGAUUAGGACACGUCUCAGUGUACAUCAGAGAGUUCACACAGGAGAGGGACCAUAUGGCUGCAGUGAAUGCCCACAAGCUUUCAUCCAAAAGUCAGCUCUCACUAAUCAUAAGAAAACUCAUCACGCAAUAGGAAAGUCCCAUGAAUGCAGUGAGUAUGGGCGGGUUUUGUCCUCUAAGUCAGCUCUCAUUGUACAUCAGAGAACCCACUCAGGUGAGAAACCCUUCAAAUGCGGUGCAUGUGAUAAAGCUUUCACGGCUAAACCCUAUCUUACCGUACACCAGAGAAUUCAUACAGGAGAGAAACCAUAUGAACGCUGUGAUUGUAAGAAAGCACUUGCUACUUUGUCAACUCUCAUCAGUCACCAGAGAACUCACACAGGAGAGAGGCCCUGUGGAUGCGAUGAAUGUCAAAAAGCUUUCUUUCGGAAGUCAGCUCUUAUUAAUCAUCAGCAAACUCAGCACAGAGGAAACCCCUCUAUGCAAUGACUGGGGGAAUGUGAGACUCAUGCAGAAUAGAAAUGCCAUAAAUGCUGUGUUUAUAACAGACCCUGCUGGAAAUCCUGUAGGAAAGAAACCUUAGAGAUGAAACGAAAGUUGGAAGUCUUCCAUUUGAAGACAUCCUCAUAUUAUACCCUAGGGAUCUUACCAAAAGAGAAACAUCAUAAAUACAGUGAUUGUCAAAAUGUUUCAUGUGAAAGCCAGAGGCUAUGCAUUUAGCAGCCAGCACCUAUGAAUGCAGUGAGAUUGGUGGUUACCAGGGCCGGGAGGAAGGGAGAAUGGAUACUGACGGAUUCAUGGGUCUCUGGUUUUCUUUUAGAAUGUUUUGGAUCUGGAUAGAGGCGGUGUUUCUAUAACGUUUGUGAAUGUGGUAACUUUCACUGAACUGCAUACUUUGAAAUGGUUGAUUUGACAUUGUGUGAAUUUUACAUCAAUAAAAAUACUUUUAAAAAGAAUAA